AUGUUACGGAAUUGCCCUCAUCACGGGAUCCAACUUUGGGAAAUGUUGAAUGCGUUUCAUGAAGGGUUGAGUUCGGAGGAUGCACGGGAUCUAAUGUCGAUCACUAAUGGUACAUUCGGUACGAAUUAUGAACAUGUUGAUUGGGCAUUUUUAGAACAAAUGGCGGUGAAUUCGAAGAGGAAAGCUCAAUCUUCAAGGCGGACAAGGCAUGUGAGACAAAGGCCACAAGUGCAUGGAGUAGAGAGCCAUACGUCGGAAGUUGUUGUAGUAGGGGUGGUUGAUGAGCAAGUAGAGGAAGUCAAUGCAAUUCAAGGAGGGGGUGGUCGAAAUUUCAACAUGAACUCCAACAUAUACCACCCCGGGUUACGAAAUCAUCCUAAUUUCCGUUAUGGUAAUGCGGCGAACCAAGCUAACCCAAACUUUCAAGGAGCUCAAGGUAACUUCGCACCUCGUCAACAAUACAAUCAAGGCAAUUAUCGGGGUGGAAACAACUAUGGUUAUCAAGGGCAAUUUCAACAAACGGGUCAAGGUGGUUCGGGUCAAAGCUCAUCAAGCGGGAAUGAAGUCAUGGAUAUGCUUCGGGCUAUGCAACAAGAUAUGCAAAAGCGGAAUCAACUUGAUGAAGCCCGGAUGCAAAAGGAUGAAGUUCGUGACAAGAGCAUUCAAUCACUAACAACCCAAAUGGGUCAAUUAGCGACCGACGUGGCGGAGUUGAAGAAGAACAAGGGUCAACUUCCUAGCGACACUAAGGGGGUAGUUGAGGAUGUUACGGGUAAUGAGAGUGAUGAUGAAGUUUCACCAGUUAAACCUAAAGAAUCAAAUGUUAACAAACCGGGUUUGGGUAAAAAUGAAAAGAGUGAAAAAGUUGAGGGGGAGUCGAGUCAAGUUCCAUUUCCAUCGGCUUUACUUGACCCGGGUAGGAAAAAUUUUAUUGCAUCAAGAGGUCCCCAAAAAGAAGAAUUGUGGGACAUGUUUAAACAAGCAACAAAAAAAAAAAUGCCUAAGCGGGUAGACUUGACCGGGCAAGUAAGUGCGGUUUUGAACGGGGAGCUUCCCUCUAAGCUCAAAGAUCCGGGUACGCCAUUGAUAAAUAUACAAGUUGGUAAUUUUCAAAUGGCAAAGGCGUUACUUGAUCUUGGAGCCGGGGUACAUGUGUGUGCACUAGGGGUUGAAGAAGAAAAGCAAGAUGCUAUGGCUUUGAAGGAAGGUCGACCACCAUGGACUCACCAAUUCGAAAGCUUGCCGAUGGAAAUAAACUCGGGUACUAGACCAUCAUUAGAAGACCCACCAAGUUGGAGCUCAAAGACUUGCCAAGCCAUUUGA
Molecule: messenger RNA, 1323 nt
Organism: Helianthus annuus (common sunflower)
Lineage: Eukaryota; Viridiplantae; Streptophyta; Magnoliopsida; Asterales; Asteraceae
Exons: 5
Coding region: 1-1323 (440 amino acids)
Source: RefSeq, a predicted model, not a curated record